This is a messenger RNA of Peromyscus eremicus (cactus mouse), 963 nucleotides long. It is a transcript of the gene Tmem192, whose product is annotated as transmembrane protein 192. Lineage: Eukaryota; Metazoa; Chordata; Mammalia; Rodentia; Cricetidae. Gene Ontology annotation, cellular component: lysosomal membrane; late endosome. The record is from RefSeq and is a predicted model, not a curated record. The coding region runs from base 107 to 907 and encodes 266 amino acids. The transcript is spliced from 6 exons.
GGCGGGGGCGCGCAGGUCCCCGAAGGUGCGACUGUCCCGGGCCCUGGGUGCCCGGGCGCCGGUGGAGAGGUCAGGCUGGCGGGGUAUCGGCCCGCGACGGCGGGGCAUGGCGGCGGGCGGCAGGCUGGAGGACGGUUCCUUGGAGAUCCUUCAAAGUAUUGAUGAUGACCCGCUUCUGGACACCCAGCCUCUCCCACACCACUCCUUACAUGCUCACUUUAGACCCAGAUUCCACCCUCUUCCUACGGUCAUCAUAGCGAAUCUUCUGUUGUUUAUACAUGUUGUGUUUGUUACUUUGGCGUUUUUAACAGGCGUGCUGUGUUCGUACCCUAAUCCGAAUGAAGACAAGUGUCCAGAAAACUACACCAGCCCACUGAAAGUCCAGACGGUCAUCAUCCUUGGGAAAGUCAGCCUGUGGGUUCUGCAUGUGCUUCUUGACCGCUACCUCCACUACCACCACAGCAAAGUCAGAGGCCGCGGCUAUUCCCAGAUCUACCGGUCUACGAGGCGUCUCAAAACACUCCCCCUCAUGGUCCACUCUUCUGGCAACACGGCACUGCUCCUCCUCCUGUGCGUACAGCAUUCCUUCCCUGAGCCCGGCAGGCUGUACCUGGAGCUGAUGCUGGCCGUCCUGGCCCUGGAGCUGAUCUGCUCCCUGAGCUGUCUGCUGCUGUAUGCAGUGAAAGUUAGGAGAUUCAAUAGAGCCAAACCACAGCCUGACGUACUUGAAGAAGAAAAAAUCUCUGCUUACCCCAGCAAUACAGCCUCCGAGACUGGCUUCAGGACUAUGUCAAGCCUAGAAGAAAUUGUUGAAAAGCAAGGAGACAUAAUAGCGUACCUGAAACGACACAAUGCCCUCCUGAGUAAGCGGUUGCUGGAACUGGCCUCUCAGCCAGCUAGAACAUGAGAGGCUCCUGGGCGUGACAGCUGUGGAGUCCACAGUCGUCACUUCAGACUGCCCGG